Messenger RNA from Rotaria sordida, 438 nucleotides. The record is from the annotation of a GenBank genome assembly. Lineage: Eukaryota; Metazoa; Rotifera; Eurotatoria; Philodinida; Philodinidae.
AUGAAUUUAUCUCGUCGUUCGUUACGUUGGCUUCAAAUAAUUCUGACACUUUUCUAUGGUCAAAUUAUUUCAACUGGUAUAUUUGAAUAUCUGAUUCAAGGUAUUUGUGGUUUAAUAUUACAUAUUCGACCAAUAUAUGAUUCAAUAAUUCUUAUUAUUCUUGGUCUAUUUAUGUUUAUAUUUGUUCUAUAUGCAAUAUUUGCUUUAUGGUUUUGUCGUUUGAAAAUGUUUACUAUAUCUUUAUUGAUAUUAAUUGCAAUAUUUAUAUUAACAUUGGUGAGAAGUAUUUUUGAAAUUCAUAAUAUUGGAAAAUAUUCAAUACGUAUAGAAUGGGCUUCUAUACGAAUAACAGAACUUGUAUUAAAAGUGUUUGGCAUUGUAGUUAGUGUACUUUUUAUUGUUUGCCUUAGACAAGGUUAUAAACCAGAACAUUUUUAA